Molecule: messenger RNA, 1123 nt
Organism: Apis dorsata (giant honeybee)
Lineage: Eukaryota; Metazoa; Arthropoda; Insecta; Hymenoptera; Apidae
Product: CCR4-NOT transcription complex subunit 6-like
Exons: 4
Coding region: 174-848 (224 amino acids)
Molecular function (GO): protein binding
Source: RefSeq, a predicted model, not a curated record
GGAAGAUUCGGAGGUAACGCGACCAAUCACGAUCACUUAUAGUUUGCGAUCAGUGCAGUUGAUAAAUGGAGGAUUUGUGUUUGUCAAGGUAGUUUUGUUUACGCGUAAAUUUUCAUUCGGUAUCAACACAUCGUGCGUUUUGUGUGUGCUAAGAGGUAGAUGAAGGAUUUAAAAUGUCUCGCAACCAUAAAGACAAGUAUGAAAACUCCAACCCACGACGUACACAUACUUUUAUGUCUACGGAGGAUGCAAACUCUGGAAAAAAAUCUUAUUGGCCAGAGUUGGAGAUAACAGGCAGUAUAAGAAAUUUAAGCCCAAAUUUAUGGCAACUAACUCAUCUAACAGCUUUGUAUCUCAAUGAUAAUAGUUUACAAAGGAUACCAUCUGAGAUUGGACGUUUAGUCAAUUUACGUGCUUUAGAUCUCAGUAGCAAUAAAUUACGCAGUUUACCAGCUGAAUUGGGGGACCUCAUCUAUCUCAGAGAAUUGUUAUUAAACCAAAAUUACCUCCGAGUGUUACCAUAUGAAUUAGGAAAAUUGUUUCAAUUACAAGUGCUUGGACUUCAAGGUAAUCCACUCAGCAAGGAAAUAUUGGCAUUGUAUGGAGAACCAUCAGGGACUCACAAGCUGCUAUCAUAUAUGCUGGACAAUUUACAAGAACAAAUCAAUAGGGAAGAAAAAAUGGCGGAUUACCUUGCCCGUAUCGUUUUCCCACUUUCAUAUGAAUAUAUUCGCAAAUGGCCAGAGCUAUUUACUUCCAUGGUACUUCCACUUUCGAGCAUAUCGGUGGGAUUCGCUGGAACUUUUGAAAGGAAAGCUAUUCGAAACUGUGUAACGUCUCGAAUAUAAAUGCAUUCGUUCCGCAGAAUGUUAUGAAUCAACGGUUAACCAGGUCGAAUGCAUCGUAAUACAAGAGCUGGGAAAAAUGAUCCGAAGAAAGGCCGUUGUAUCGAUAGACGGAUACAAUUGAAUGUUUGAUUUCUUAGAAAACAAUUGCGGGUUGGAUACCUAUAAUCGAUUCGAUGUUACGUGAUAAUUGCAACGUAUUACGCGUACAUGAUUACGAAAUUAUUUGAUAUACAGAUAUUCUUUCAUAGAUUGGAAAUUCUGAUUUUGAUAAAGAU